AUGUCGUUCGUACUCUCGACGCUCGACCGAAUCGCAUCACCGGAAACCCGGCAAAGGGCGUACAACACGGUCUUCCGAUUUUGUUACCAACGACCGAUUCUUUCGUCUUUUCUUGGCGUACAACUAUUAUUCGCGUUUGUGCCGUUACUUUGUUUCAUCGGGUUUUCGGUUUCUGCGAUUUUGUUCCUGUCGGCGCUGGCUCUUGGGGCUGGGUUAUUUUGGGUGCUUGUUGCGGGAGUCGUGCUAUUCUGGGCAUUGGUUAUUACGUUUACACUUGCUGUUGCAACGUGGGUAUAUCUCGCUGUCUGCUUCGUUUCAAUCCGUAAGGUUGGAAGAGCUACGGGGUAUAUUGAAACUCCAGGUGGUCAAAGGAGUGGACCAACGAAGACUUCUACGUCUACGUCUGGCUCGAGUCUACAGAAUGGGAAAGCAGAUACCGUGAAUUCGGAUGAAAAAGUGAAUGGUGGAUUUGGGGAGAAAGAGGGGCCAGUUAAGGAAGAGGGGCCAGUUAAGGAAGAGGGACCAGUUAAGGAAGAGGGACCAGCUAAGGAAGAAGAGGAACCAGUUAAGGAAGGGGAAGUGGUUAAGCAAGAGGAGUAA
This is a messenger RNA of Orbilia oligospora ATCC 24927, 600 nucleotides long. RefSeq lists its product as uncharacterized. The transcript has 3 exons. The record is from RefSeq and is a predicted model, not a curated record. NCBI's taxonomy places the organism in Eukaryota, Fungi, Ascomycota, Orbiliomycetes, Orbiliales, Orbiliaceae. The coding region runs from base 1 to 600 and encodes 199 amino acids.